Salarias fasciatus (jewelled blenny) is the source of this 3213-nucleotide messenger RNA. RefSeq names its product neural cell adhesion molecule 3 (gene ncam3). Gene Ontology annotation, cellular component: axon; neuronal cell body; plasma membrane. NCBI's taxonomy places the organism in Eukaryota, Metazoa, Chordata, Actinopteri, Blenniiformes, Blenniidae. The transcript has 16 exons. The coding region runs from base 180 to 2285 and encodes 701 amino acids. Gene Ontology annotation, biological process: synapse organization; homophilic cell-cell adhesion. Gene Ontology annotation, molecular function: axon guidance receptor activity; protein binding. The record is from RefSeq and is a predicted model, not a curated record.
ACCCUGUGUCUGCCAUUAGGAGGCAAGGAGGCUCAACACAUCUGUGAGACACCGAGAGACAGAUUUUUAUUUUGUUUUUUGUCGCAAACUUUUAUCUUUGUGUGUCUUUGCUUAGAUAAGGCUCUAUCCAUAGAGCACCGUUGAGUGUUUUAGGAUCAGAAACCUGCAGUUCUGUGAUCAUGAUGAACCAGUCCGCCCUAAUUGUGAGAAUGUUGCUGCUGCUGCUGCUGCUGGUGUACAGCUCAGAUGCCAAGAUGAGCAUUGUCAACACCAAACAAGAUUUUCACGUUGGAGAGGAGAUUUUAUUGUUGUGUAAAGCUGGAGGAGAGGGAGAUAUAACCUGGAAGAAGGACGGGGAGGACGUGGAUGAUGAAGAAAUUGUCCACAAGGUGGAUGAAGGCUCUUCCAAGAUUAUUAUUAAGAAGGCCACAAUGCAAGAUGCAGGCAGAUAUACGUGCCUGUGUGAGUUCGACAACGGACACCAAGAUGAAGUUCAGACAUUGCUGUAUGUUCAUGAGGGUCCGACAUUUGGAACCACCACCACCUAUCAUGAGUUUCUGGAGGGCACAGAGGGGGUGGUGCCGUGUCUGGUGAUGGGGCAGCCAGCAGUGGAUGUUCGGUGGAUCAGAAACGAGAAGGAAAUUUCCUCUGCUGCGGGAAAACACAUGCGUCAAAUGCCUGAUAACACACUGCUGAUCGAAAACGUGAAACGAGAGGAUGCUGGGACAUAUUAUUGCCAUGCCCAGAUCAAAGGAAGGCAGAUCUCUAAAGAACUAACAGUUUCUGUCGUCGUCAAUGCUCCUCCUACUGUGCAUCUGAGAGAAGAGGUGAAAAAAGUGAUCGCAGGACCAGAGACUAAUGUCUCUUUGUUGUGUUUGGUGGACGGUCACCCAAAGCCCAACAUCAACUGGACCGUGCCGGUGACAUUCGACCCCUCCCAUCAUCAGUUCAACUCGGACCGCAGCCAGCUGACCAUACAGUCUGUUGCUCGGGCCGACUACGGGGAGUACGUCUGCACGGCCACCAACAAGAUCGCCGAGAGCAGUGCCACUAUCAUGCUCCAUGUCUUCGAGGCCCCAGAGGUGUUUGUGUCGACUGAGCAGCAGCAUGUGUCGCUGGGCGGUCGUGUAUCGGUGUCCUGCAACGUGUCUGGACAUCCUCAGCCUCAGCUCCACUGGCUCAACAAGCAGAAUGGACGCACACUGACUUCGUCUUCUGACCGCGUCCGUGUGCGGGACGGUGUGAUGUCUAUUGACGACCUGAUGCCCUCCGACGGUGGAUUAUACUCCUGCAUGGCAGUCAGCACAACAGGAAAUGCAUCGAGAGAUGUUGCAAUAUUCACUCAGCCUGAUUCACCUCACUAUGUGACCGCCUCUCCGGGUCUGGCCUCAGUCCUCUUUUCCCUCAAAAUGCCACCGAUCAAUGGAGGAACACCAAUCACAAGUUAUGUGAUGCAAUGGAGAGAAAACCCAACAGAACAGUGGAAAGAGAUCACAGUACCAGCUUCAGAUUUGCUGGCUAUCACAAACCUCCGGCCAUACACAAUGUACACAGUGCGCCUGGCUGCUUUGAAUGCAGUGGGACUGGGACCAUUCUCAGAUGAUCACAGCGUGCGCACCAUGGGAAUGCGAGGUGAACCGGACAGUCCAGUUUUGUCGUCAGAUAAGAUGAAAGUAGAGAGCAACUCGUUCUCCGUUCCUUUUAAGCAGACUGAUAAUGGAGGAACUCCUGUGCAGCACUUCAGUAUCCGCUAUAGACAGGACAAGGAAGGUGCAGAGUGGAAAGAAAGGCAGCUGCCGUCCGACACCGAUUCCAUAUUACUGGAAGAUCUGGCUUUCGGGUCCAACUACCAACUGGAAGUCACAGCUGUCAAUGCUAAUGGUUCCUCUUUUCCUGCCUCAUUCAACUUUACCAUUGCAGAGCAGUCAGUGAGCAGCCGCAGCAUGACCAAAGGCAGCGUGGUUGGCAUCGUCAUGGUGAUCUUCCUGGUGGUCCUGCUGGUGGUGGACGCCACCUGCUGCUACACUAAUCGCUGCGGCCUGCUCAUGUCCAUUGCCGUGAAACUCUUUGGACGGAAGGUCCCAGGCAUCAAAAAUAUCGAAGAAGGCGAGGGAAACAACAAAGGAGAACUGAACCUGAAAGGUGUGUCGACCAUGAGAGACGGCAUGCAGGGGUCACUCGCUAAGGAGGCUGGGCGAAUCACAGAGGUCACCUGUGACAAGGCCCCCCUCACCAAGCAUGAGAAAACACAGCCGGACAGAGAACUUCCCCACGCUGAGGCAUGAAACCACCACCUAAGGAAUCAAGUGAUAACGCACUGUUCUCUCAACAAGAGUCAGCCAGCCCGCACCGCCAUGGGAAAGAUCGACCGUGCGGGCGCAUGAAGACAGACAGAGAAUACAGGCAGAAUUUGUGCAGUAUUUUGUUUAUUUGCUUUGUGGUAAUUUAAAGAUACAUCGGAAACAUCAGCUUAAAAUUGCUCUGUUUAUACUUGCAAUAUUCAAAAAUGCUUUUCUGUAAAGGAUUUAUAACACCACAGCACACUUACCUGCUGCCAUUUGAAUCUUACCCAGAAAAUAAAGGUUUGGUGUUUUUUUUUUAAAUAUGUUUAUUCUUACUUUUGCUAACUUUUUAGCAGCAUUUUGCACUGUGGCAUCUCCGCCGGUGUCAGCGCCCCAUCUGAUCCUGACACUGCAGCUCUAUCUUGAACCUAGUUAAAUUUAAUGCAAAGUCAUGUGUAUUCAUAUUUAUUGCUUUAAAGCCAUAUAACCUGAGGAUAAAGCAGAGAGAGUCUGAGUUCUCAUCUGUAUGAGUUUUGCAGCCAGCUCAACAUGCUCAUAUUUUAAUGAAGACGUUUCACUGAGGGGAGCUCUAUUUAAGCAUGCUUUUCAUCCUGAGAACAAUUUCUCAAGUACCUGCAAUAAUAAUCAGUGUUCAAGUUAUUCUGUAAGUCUAACCACAUUGUCACAUGAAGGACUCUACAAUGUUAAGGUGGAAAUGUCUGUUUUGUAAUGAGUCAGUCGAUCAGUGUUUUGGCCUGGCUAUGAUAUUUAACACUGUACAUGUCUGUAUAUACACAUGUUGCAUCAUUUAUUGUUGUUUCCUAACUUUUGGAUGAUGAAACUGCUUCUUUUGUUUGUCUUUUUAGGCCUUCAAAUGAAAUAUUUUGUUCUUGAUACUUUGUACUUAUCAAGUAAAUCCUGAAACAUCCAA